UACGCUUCAUAAGGCAUCAGGGUUGUGCUUAUAAGGCAAGGUGUACGUGUGUUCGUAGGGUUGUGUUAUAAACGUUUGCACUUAUACUGUGUUUUUUUAAAAAAAAAAUUGUUGGCAAAACUAAAAUGACUUAACGGACUAAGGCUGAGUUUAGUUCCAAACUUUUUUUUUCAAACUUUCAACUUUUUUAUCACAUCAAAAUUUUUUUACACACAUAAAGUUCCAACUUUUUCGUUACAUUAUUUCAAUUUCAACCAAAUUUCUAAUUUUAGCGCGAAGACCCACCUUAUAGUAACCACCCAGAAAUCAAAAUCGAAUGAGAAACACGGCAACACGCGACAAGAGUGGGACACGUCCAUACGGACGGUAGGCCGGUUCUGAAUUUCUGAUUUCUGCACUACUCCGUGUUCUUUCCAAAGUCCCCUAAGAUUGUGUUUGAGGGAGAGGGGAUUGAGAAGAUUCGGAAAACGAGGUGAGCCAUUAGCGCAUGAUUAAUUGAGUAUUAACUAUUUAAAACUUUAAAAAUGAAUUAAUAUGAUUUUUUAAAGCAACUUUCAUAUAACUUUUUUUAAAAAAAACACACCAUUUAGUAGUUUGGGAAGCGUGCACGUGGAAAACUAAACAAAGAAACUCCCUUUUUCUCCGAACGAACGCAGCCUAACUAAAGUAACCUGAAGUCCUGAACUCUCCUUGGCCUCUCUUGCCGUCUUCCUCCGCGCGACCGCGCCGCAUCGCAUCGCUAGCCAUGUACGGCGGGUUCGGCAGAGGGGGGCAAGGGUGGAGCCCGUUCGACGCGAUCCGCGGCUUCCCGUCGACGCCCGAGGCCCUCAUGUCCCAGAUCGACGCCGCCAUCGCCGCCACCGAGUACGCCCGCUCCUGCGCGCAACUCGACCCCGCCACCGCCUCCUCGGAGCCGCAGCAGGCGGCACCGCCGCCCGGGGGCGAGGCGCGUGUGGAAGGGGAGGCCUCCGCCGCCGCCGCCUGCUACGACGCGAAGGUCGCGGACGAGGCGUACCGCGCGGCGUGCGCGGCGCUCGGGGCCGGGAGGGCGGACGCGGCCGUGCGGUCGCUGCGGGUGGCGCUGGCGAGCUGCCCGCCGGAGAAGGCGGCUGCCGUGGCGAAGGUGCGGUCCAUGCUGGCCAUCGCGUCCGCGCAGCUGCACAAGCAGCAGCAUCAGGCGCAGCAGCAGCUGCAACGCGGCGUCAGGAAGUGAGAAGCAUCACCGGCGUCAUUGCAGGAUUAGCCCUUUCCGUUCGGAUUAACCUUGAUUGAGUUUGUGAUUAUUAAUCAGCUACAUCUAGUGGCGUUUAAUUAGUGUUGAAAAUUUGUUACUAGAAGCACCAUGAUUUGUGGCAUUUAUCAUAUUCACUAUCACAAGAUGUCAGAUGAUCGUCUAUUCUUGGUUCUUGGCUUCUUGCUGCCUUUCGGUUACAUACUUCGACUCUUCAUCAAGAGUGACCAAUGGCAGAUUGUAGCUUUGUAAGAUGAAACUUGACACAGCAGAGUGAUUUAACGCAGGUAAUGCGCGAAUUGUGCGAUUCGUGCCUACGUGCACCCAAUCA
Messenger RNA from Oryza sativa Japonica Group (Japanese rice), 1562 nucleotides. RefSeq lists its product as uncharacterized. NCBI's taxonomy places the organism in Eukaryota, Viridiplantae, Streptophyta, Magnoliopsida, Poales, Poaceae. The record is from RefSeq and is a predicted model, not a curated record.